AAAGGAAAGGAAGUGCUAGCCUGCAGGUUCAGAGGGACUUUUUAACUCCCCUGAGUCUAGCUUGCUGUUCUUCCCCUCCUCAUCUGUAGUUUGCCAGAUUAUAAACCCCUGUUUGAGCAAUCAUGUCGCAGAUGACUUCAUUCAGUUCUCGUUCAGCAACUGCCCCUUCUAACUUUUCCCAAGUCCGGAUCAGCUCUGUUUCUUCAUCGCGUGGAAUCAGAGGGGGUGGAAGCUUUAGGAAGCCAGGUGCCUUUGGUAGCACCAGUUUGUAUAACUUGGGCUCCAGCAGCAGGAGGAUUGCCCCGUCCUUCUCUGUCUCACCUUCGCUUGGAUAUGGCGGUGGUAUUCAAGAAGUCACUAUUAAUCAGAAUCUCUUGUCCCCACUCAACCUGGAAAUUGACCCAACCAUCCAGAAGGUACGCAAGGAGGAGAAGGAGCAGAUUAAGGUCCUCAACAACAAAUUUGCAUCCUUCAUUGACAAGGUCCGAUUCCUUGAGCAGCAAAAUAAAAUGCUGGAGACCAAAUGGAACAUCUUACAGCAGCAAAAGACCAGCACCCGGAACAACACUGCACCUAUCUUUGAGGCGUACAUUAACAAUCUGCGGAGACAGCUAGACAGCUUGCAGAAUGACAAGGGACGGCUGGAAGGAGAACUGAAGAACAUGCAGGAUCUUGUUGAGGAUUUUAAGAACAAGUACGAAGAUGAAAUCAACAAGCGCACCACUGCAGAGAAUGAUUUUGUUGUGCUCAAGAAAGAUGUUGAUGCUUCUUACAUGAAUAAGGUGGAGCUGGAAGCCAGAGUGGAUGGGCUGACAGAUGAAAUAAAUUUCCUGAGAGCGCUUUAUGAAGCAGAAUUGGCUGAAUUGCAGAACCAGGUCUCUGAUACAUCUGUUAUCCUCCAAAUGGACAACAAUCGGAAUCUGGACUUGGACAGCAUCAUUGCUGAGGUCAAAGCUCAGUAUGAGGAGAUUGCUAAUAAGAGCAGGAUGGAGGCAGAAAGCUGGUACCAAAGCAAGUUUGAGGUCUUGCAAGCCACUGCUGGAAAGCAUGGAGAUGACCUGCGGAGCACAAGGAAUGAGAUUGCAGAGAUUAAUCGCACAAUAUUGAGGCUGCAAGCUGAGAUUGACAGUGUGAAAAACCAGCGUGCCAAGCUUGAAGGUGCCAUUGCUGAAGCAGAAGAACGCGGUACGUUGGCUGUCAAAGAUGCCAAGGCGAAACUAGAGGAGCUGGAGGGGGCCAUGAACAAAGCUAAGCAAGAGAUGGCCCUCCAGCUGCGUGAAUAUCAUGAGCUGAUGAAUGUCAAGCUGGCUCUGGAUAUUGAGAUUGCUACUUACAGAAAGCUGCUGGAAGGAGAAGAGAGCAGAUUGUCUGGAGACGGAGCUGGUUCUGUAAGCAUGACCCUGCUCAGCUCCAGUGGUGGUGGUGGUGGUGCAUACAGCAGUGGAAGUGGUCUUGGCUAUGGUGGAGGAUUUACUCUGGGAAGUGGAAUGGGCAGCGGAGCCCUCGGUUUCACCUCUGGAGCUGGCUCAGGCAGCCUGAAAUCGACAUACAGUGUGACAAGCACAUCCAGGAGAAGCAUGAGAAAUUGAAAUAAACAAAGAAAGAGUCAUCACUGAAUAAAAGAAAUGUCCCUUCCUUUCCUUGCAACAGAAAAAAAAAAUUGGGCUUGGGGGAAGGGGGUUGUUUUUCCCCGGCACCCCAAAAUGGCCACAAUAUCAAGCAGUGGUGAUACAAAUUUAUAAAUUCAGGAGCUCCUCCCUACUUUCUUUAAACAGCCUUAAUUCUCUUCUUGUCCCCGCUUAGACCAAGGAGAACUUUGCUGUCGAUUUCACUGACAGCAGAGCAAACCUUGGUCAGAAGUGUCCAGAAAGUAACCAUAUGCUCUGGCUUUGAUGUAGAAAUGUGCUGCAUUUUCUUACCUUUGCAGAUUUUUAUUGGGAGUGGCGAAGGAGUUAAAGACAGAAAUAAAGUUGAGGCUAUCUUACUUUUCUCCUAAA
Messenger RNA from Crotalus tigris (Tiger rattlesnake), 1997 nucleotides. Its product is annotated as keratin, type II cytoskeletal cochleal-like. The transcript is spliced from 9 exons. NCBI's taxonomy places the organism in Eukaryota, Metazoa, Chordata, Lepidosauria, Squamata, Viperidae. Gene Ontology annotation, cellular component: keratin filament. Gene Ontology annotation, molecular function: structural constituent of skin epidermis. The record is from RefSeq and is a predicted model, not a curated record. Gene Ontology annotation, biological process: intermediate filament organization; keratinization. The coding region runs from base 123 to 1589 and encodes 488 amino acids.